AUGGCUGACGAGAAGACCCCGAAGGCAGCUGUAUCUACAGAAGACGAAAAGUUUAAGGAGAACUCCGGUAGCGGCUCCUCCCAGAAGACUUCCGCUCCUCCUGCUUCUUUCGUUCCCUCUAGACCCCAGGUCCUCACAUCCAAGGACAAGGAUACGAAAAGAUUAGUCGUUGUGUUAUCUCAAGCAUGCUUGGAGACUCACAAGAUUGGCACAGGUGCCUCUGCGGGCGAUAAGUACGCUCUUUUAAACUGUGAUGAUCACCAGGGCUUGUUGAGGAAAAUGGGUCGUGAUAUCGCUGAAGCCAGACCAGACAUCACACAUCAAUGUCUUUUGACCUUAUUAGACUCUCCAAUCAACAAGGCAGGAAGAUUGCAGGUUUUCAUUCAUACAGCCAGAGGUGUUUUGAUCGAGGUCAACCCAAGUGUCAGAAUCCCUAGAACAUUUAAGAGAUUCUCAGGUUUGAUGGUUCAACUAUUGCACAAACUCAGUAUUCGCCUGGUGAACUCCGAGGAGAAGUUACUUAAGGUGAUUAAGAACCCUAUUACGGAUCAUCUACCAAUAAAGUGUCGCAAGAUCACCUUAAGUUUUGACGCGGAAAUAAGAAGAGUGCAAGAUUACGUGGAGACCUUGGACGAGAAUGAAAGUAUAUGUGUGUUUGUGGGAGCCAUGGCAAGGGGACAGGACAAUUUCGCCGACGAGUACGUUGACGAGAAAAUCGGUCUUUCUAACUAUCCUUUGUCUGCAUCUGUUGCAUGCUCCAAAUUCUGUCACGGUUGUGAAGAUGUCUGGGGAAUUAUGUAG
Candidozyma haemuli is the source of this 801-nucleotide messenger RNA. It is a transcript of the gene NEP1, whose product is annotated as 18S rRNA pseudouridine methyltransferase. Gene Ontology annotation, molecular function: rRNA binding; rRNA (pseudouridine) methyltransferase activity. Gene Ontology annotation, cellular component: nucleolus; small-subunit processome. Gene Ontology annotation, biological process: rRNA base methylation. NCBI's taxonomy places the organism in Eukaryota, Fungi, Ascomycota, Pichiomycetes, Serinales, Metschnikowiaceae. The transcript has a single exon. The record is from RefSeq and is a predicted model, not a curated record. The coding region runs from base 1 to 801 and encodes 266 amino acids.